GGCUGAGCGGAGGAGGAGCGGGUGGGGCCUGGCACAGAGGCAGACUGUGGUCACUGACCGGAGACUCUGCUGGCUUUUAUUCUGCUCAGAUCAGACCCGCAUGUCUGACCCAGGGGUCCGCCUGCUGCCGGGAGCAAACUGCACUCAUUUCCCCAAUAUCUGACAGAUGGAUGCGGUCCUGUCGUAGAGGAGGAGGAUGAAAAAAAUCGCCUGAUGUGUUUUUUUUGGCAUUUUCGCUCAUAGCCUAUUUAUGGGAGGCAGCAGCGGCUUGGCCCUUUCUUUAUUAUAGGAAAGAGAUCUCCGCGGUUAGCUAUGUGAAGAGCAGAUCGCCUAAUAAUUCUCAUUUCGCGAUCCUGAGGAAUAAUUAUGAACAACGCGCAAGAUAUGUCGCCCGAUUUCGUGUUGAUGCGCCUGGUUUCCGCGGCCGAGGAUGACCGCUUGGACGCAGAAAACGGGAAUCUGCCGCCGGGAGGAGUGGUGGCAGGGCUGGGGAAGGAGGUCCUGGCUCACAGCGGCGUUAAAGCGGGGCUGGAUAUCAGCCGAGAUCCGACGGCGGGCCUCGAGCAUCCCAGCAGCCGCCUGAACAAAGCCCAGCCGAGCGGCGAGGGCACGGCUGCACCUGACACCGGGGUGACGGAGAACCGAGCCCCGCUGUCCGCGCCUCCUCCGCCGCAGAGCCCCAUGGAGGCCCAGGGCUUUGACUUCGCUCCCAGCCCCGGCCUACGGCCUCAGCUGCUGGUCUUCUCCAAUAUAAUGCGGAACGGAGAAGGGAUUUUAGAAUUAGACCGUCGGAAUCAGCCGAGGGAUGCUCUGGGUUUGGACCAGAGCCCGGGGUCUGGCUGCUCCGGCCCGACUGUCAAUAACAACACCCUGACUCCCGGAGACGUCCAGCAGCAGCAGAACCUGCUGGACCGGACAUGGGGAGCGCAUCCGCCGCUCUCCGUAACUGCGGAGAUGCAGGGAGCUGCGGAGCUAUGCCGCCGACAUCGACUCAUCACUACCCCGCCCGAGUGGCCCUUGUUGUCGGAGAGAUCCAACCCUCUCUCCGUGAUUGACUCUAAAUGGGGAUGUGCCACCAGGGACAGAGAGGGAGCAGUGUUUGAGCUGGCCCGGCGGUUUGGAGAGCUGGGGGUCGGUGCGGUACCCAAGAUGUUGUUCAAAGCAGGGGAGCUCCCGCAGUGUUCGUGUCAGGGUGCACACGGGCCGGCAGGAGGGGGAGUGGAGCCCGGGGAUGACCCGACAGAGACCAGCGAUGCUUUGUUGGUCCUGGAGGGGCUGGGGAGCGGGGAUGUAGCCGGACUGGGCAUGGACGAGUGCCCGGAGGGUGAGACGGACGAUGAGAACGGACGCCGCGAGUUUUUACUCAACAGGAAAAGGGAAAUAGUUCAGAAAAUGUCCGGGGCUUUCUCCAUCAGCAGCUUCCAAGCGGAGCUGAGGAGGCAGGUGGAGGGGAUGGCCCCGGCGGCGACCGAGGCGGCGGCAGCAGCGCACCUCGGCGCGCAGGUGUGCAGCCUCCACGGGAACUUAGCCAGCCGGCUCUCGCAGGUAAGCUCCGGGGAUUCAGAGGUUGUCUCCCAAGUUUCAGCCGUGUCACCGUCACCUACACCGGUCCGGAGCUCCCCUUGGGCCACGAGCCCAAACCUGAGCCAGGCGUCGACACCCAGAAGGCGGCCGGAGCGGUGCGCCAGUGCGCCGCGGACUCCCACAGGCUGUGCCGCGGGUCGGGAAAAGACGCUCAAAGUUCCGGGGAUGUCCAAAAAGGGCUCGUUAAAGAUCCGCUUGAGUAAACUGUUCCGGACUAAAAGCUGCAGCGGCUCCAAUCACCUGCUGGACAAGAGGCCCUCAGUGACCUACUCAGUUUCUUCUGCAGGGAGUCUGGUGGACAUGGCGAGCACCGCUGGUGCUGAGCAGGACGCAGACAGCCACAGCCAGCCCAGACUGACCAGGGCCCACAGUGCCUUCUCCCCUGCCUCGCUCUCUGCCUCGCUCUCUGCUUUCACUGGUGAGACUGUUUCCCUGGUGGAUGUGGAUAUUUCGCGGCGAGGGGCGAAUACGCCACACCCUCCCACGCCUCCCCCUCCUCCACGCCGAAGUCUCAGUUUGUUAGAUGACAUAGCCGGGCCUCAGCCUGGGCCUUUCCUAGUGAGUGUUAUGGGCGCCUCCCUGCAGUCCCUCCCCCUGCCUCUCCCUCCUCCUCCUCCUCCCUCCCACGCCACCAUCCAGCACAGUCUCAGCCUCAAUGACGCCUUCCUCCGGGCCCUCCCUCAUUCAGCUCCAUCACUGGCUGAUGCCCCACCCCCUUCCAGACAGGCCCCGCCUCCCAUGCUGUGCGCCCUGCGGCGGUCUGAGGCCAGCAACUUCACCGCCAGUCUGAGAGAGCUGGAGAAGUGUGGCUGGUACUGGGGUCCGAUGAACUGGGAGGACGCAGAGAUGAAGCUGAAGGGGAAACCAGAUGGAUCCUUCCUGGUCCGAGACAGUUCGGACCCCCGAUACAUCCUGAGCCUCAGCUUCAGGUCGCAGGGGGUCACACACCACACACGCAUGGAGCACUACCGAGGGACGUUCAGCUUGUGGUGUCACCCGAAGUUUGAGGACCGUUGCCACUCGGUGGUGGAGUUCAUCGAGCGAGCCAUUAUGCACUCCAAGAACGGCAAAUUCCUCUACUUCCUGCGCUCCAGAGUCCCAGGGCUUCCUCCCACCCCGGUUCAGCUGCUGUAUCCUGUAUCUCGCUUCAGCAACGUGAAGUCACUACAACAUCUCUGUCGCUUCUGCAUCCGACAAAUGGUCCGCAUCGACCACAUCCAGGAGCUUCCACUGCCCAGACCACUAAUAUCCUACCUGAGUAAGUUUUAUUACUACGACCCCGAGGAGGAGAUGUACCUGUCAGUCAAGAGCAUCCGGAGAGUGGUGGGAGCAGAGCAAGAGGCUGAGUCGCAGACGUAGCAGCAGAGAUCUUCUCAGCUCAAAGUUUCUGUAUGGAGGACUGAUCUGAACUGGUCUGCCAGCAUCAGCCAACCAGAGUCCCUGGAAAUCUCUGUGUCCAGUUGGACUUGGAUGGACCCGCCUCUCUCUUGACUUGGACUAACAAAUAGAGGGAUGAGUGUUUGAAGUCGGACGGUGGGAAAACUGUCAAUGAGAAGUUCCAAUGCAGAGGACUCGGCCUCGUCUUCAGAGGGACUGCAGAGAUGUUCUCGCCUGCACAACAUGUAGGUUCGAAACAAAAGGAGAGCGUGAAUUACGAACUUGAUUUGCAAGUUUCCUGAACCUGCUGAACGAACUGGACUUUUUAAAAACACAAAUGCACUGGUCAAUUUGUACAACUGUUGUUUGCUGCUGUUUCCUUGUUUUUCUCUUCCAUUCUGUCAAAAUGAGGGUUUUUGGAUUAAAAGUUGCCCUCAGGAUGGAUAUACACACAGAGGCAGGGCAGCAGAGGCCCAUCAUCGAGCAUGUGGACAGUCGAGGAUCGAGUGUUAAAGAGAGACAGGCCACCAUGUUGGAGGACCUAUGAUCUCCAGGUCAGAUGAAAUUCCCGUCUUUUCUGCCUGGAAAUAACAAAAUUCCAAUGUUAGCUACAGCGCUAAUGUAAUGCUUAUGUAAUUUAGACAAAAUUCGUUUAAAAUUAAAUUUAAGACUCAAUUCUAUUUUACCAGAAGUGCUUGUUACGCGGACGGAUUUGAUGAAAAGUUUUUACUUGUUUAUUGUGACUGCAUCAUAAACAUCUCCACCUUUGAA
Siniperca chuatsi (mandarin fish) is the source of this 3732-nucleotide messenger RNA. RefSeq names its product suppressor of cytokine signaling 7 (gene socs7). Gene Ontology annotation, cellular component: phosphatidylinositol 3-kinase complex. Lineage: Eukaryota; Metazoa; Chordata; Actinopteri; Centrarchiformes; Sinipercidae. Gene Ontology annotation, molecular function: 1-phosphatidylinositol-3-kinase regulator activity. The record is from RefSeq and is a predicted model, not a curated record. The transcript is spliced from 10 exons. The coding region runs from base 367 to 2943 and encodes 858 amino acids. Gene Ontology annotation, biological process: intracellular signal transduction; phosphatidylinositol phosphate biosynthetic process.